GCGAGGGGGAGCGGCCGGGCGGAGAGCGCGAUUCGUCCCGGGGGUGGGGCCGGGCGCGGCGGCGAGAGGAGACCGAGGUGGCCGCGGCGGCAGCGGCGCUGUAGCCCCGAAUCCGGCCCGAAGCGCGGGGCGGCAGCGCAGUUUCCCGCUCCCCUCCGGGUGCGCCGGCCCAUGGCGGCCGCGGGGCGGCUGUGGCUGCUUUACCUGUCAGUGGGGCUCCUGCCGCGGCUCGGCACCGCCUUCAACUUGGACACCCGCGAGGACAAUGUGAUCGAGAAAACCGGGGACUCCGGGAGCCUCUUCGGCUUCUCGCUGGCGAUGCACUGGCAGCUGCAGCCUGAGGACAAGCGGCUAUUGCUCGUGGGGGCUCCCCGCGCAGUGGCCCUUCCACUGCAGAAGGCCAACAGAACAGGAGGCUUGUACAGCUGCGACAUCACCUCCCGGGGGCCGUGCACGCGAAUUGAAUUUGAUAACGACGCUGACCCUUCAUCGGAAAGCAAGGAAGAUCAGUGGAUGGGAGUCACUGUCCAAAGCCAGGGUCCAGGCGGCAAAGUUGUGACGUGUGCUCAUCGAUAUGAAAAAAGACAACAUGUUAAUACGAAGCAGGAAUCCCGAGACAUCUUUGGAAGGUGCUAUGUCCUAAGUCAGAAUCUCAGGAUUGAAGAUGAUAUGGAUGGAGGAGACUGGAGUUUUUGUGAUGGCCGGUUGAGAGGUCAUGAAAAAUUUGGUUCUUGCCAGCAAGGUGUAGCAGCUACUUUUACUAAAGACUUCCAUUACAUUGCGUUUGGAGCCCCAGGCACUUACAACUGGAAAGGGAUUGUUCGUGUAGAGCAAAAGAAUAACACUUUUUUUGACAUGAACAUCUUUGAAGAUGGGCCUUAUGAAGUUGGUGGAGAGACUGACCAUGAUGAAAGCCUAGUUCCUGUUCCGGCUAACAGUUACUUAGGCCUGCUGUUUUUGACCAGCGUUUCCUAUACAGAUCCCGAUCAGUUUGUUUAUAAAACACAGCCUCCCAGGGAGCAGCCCGACACAUCCCCUGAUGUGAUGAUGAAUAGCUACCUAGGCUUUUCUUUGGACUCGGGGAAAGGUAUUGUUUCCAAAGAUGAGAUCACUUUUGUAUCUGGUGCUCCUCGAGCCAAUCAUAGUGGAGCUGUGGUUUUGCUUAAGAGAGACCUGAAGUCUGCACACCUUCUCCCUGAGCACAUAUUUGAUGGGGAAGGGCUGGCUUCUUCAUUUGGCUAUGACGUGGCAGUGGUGGACCUCAACAAAGAUGGGUGGCAAGAUAUAGUUAUUGGAGCCCCACAGUAUUUUGAUAGAAGUGGAGAAGUUGGAGGUGCAGCGUAUGUCUACAUUAACCAGCAAGGCAGAUGGAAUAAUGUCAAGCCGAUUCGUCUUAAUGGAACCAAAGAUUCUAUGUUUGGCAUUGCGGUCAAAAAUAUUGGUGAUAUUAAUCAAGAUGGCUACCCAGAUAUUGCGGUUGGAGCACCCUAUGAUGGUAAGGGGAAGGUUUUUAUCUAUCAUGGAUCUGCGAAUGGAAUAAAUACCAAACCAACACAGGUUCUUGAGGGUAAAUCACCCUUUUUUGGAUAUUCAAUUGCUGGAAACAUGGACCUUGAUAGAAAUUCCUACCCUGAUGUUGCUGUUGGUUCCCUCUCAGAUUCGGUGACUAUUUUCAGAUCCCGGCCUGUGAUUAAUAUUCAGCAAACCAUCACAGUAACACCCAACAGAAUUGAUCUCCGUCAGAAAACGCUCUGUGGGGCGCCUAGUGGGAUAUGCCUCAAGGUUAAGGCCUGUUUUGAAUAUACUACUAAACCCACCGGUUACAAUCCUUCAAUAACCAUUGUGGGCACUCUGGAGGCUGAAAAGGAAAGAAGAAAAUCUGGGCUGUCGUCAAGAGUUCAGUUUCGAAACCAAGGUUCUGAGCCCAAAUAUUCGCAAGAGCUCACUCUGAACAGACAGAAACAGAAGGCAUGCAUGGAGGAAACCCUCUGGCUCCAGGAAAACAUCAGAGAUAAACUGCGUCCCAUUCCCAUAACUGCUUCAGUGGAGAUCCAGGAGCCAAGCACUCGGAGGCGAGUGAAUUCGCUUCCAGAAGUUCUCCCAAUUCUAAAUUCAAAUGAACCCAAGUCUGUUCAUACAGAUGUGCACUUCUUAAAAGAGGGAUGUGGAGACGACAACAUAUGUAACAGCAACCUUAAGCUAGAGUAUAAAUUUUGUACCCGAGAAGGAAAUCAGGACAAGUUUUCCUAUUUACCAAUUCACAAAGGUGUACCAGAACUAGUUCUAAAAGAUCAGAAGGACAUUGCUUUAGAAAUAACAGUGACGAACAGCCCUUCUAACCCAAAGAAUCCCACCAAAGAUGGUGACGACGCUCACGAAGCUAAACUCAUUGCCACUUUUCCAGACACUCUGACUUAUUCUGCAUAUAGAGAACUGAGGGCUUUCCCUGAGAAGCAGUUGAGUUGUGUUGCCAACCAGAAUGGCUCGCAAGCAGACUGUGAGCUUGGGAAUCCUUUUAAAAGAAAUUCUAGUGUUACUUUUUAUUUGAUUUUAAGUACAACUGAGGUCACCUUUGACACCACAGAUCUGGAUAUUAAUCUGAAGUUGGAAACAACAAGCAAUCAAGAUAAUUUGGCUUCAAUUACAGCUACAGCAAAAGUGGUUAUUGAACUGCUUUUAUCCGUCUCCGGAGUUGCUAAACCUUCCCAGGUGUAUUUUGGAGGUACAGUAGUUGGUGAGCAAGCGAUGAAGUCUGAAGAGGACGUGGGAAGUUUAAUUGAGUACGAGUUCAGGGUAAUUAACUUGGGCAAACCUCUUAAAAACCUCGGCACAGCAACCUUGAAUAUCCAGUGGCCAAAAGAAAUUAGCAACGGCAAAUGGUUGCUUUAUUUGGUGAAAGUAGAAUCAAAAGGAUUGGAAAAAAUAACUUGUGAGCCACAGGGUGAAAUAAACUUCCUGAAACUAACGGAGGCUCACAACUCAAGAAGGAAACGAGAAAUUGCUGAAAGACAGACAGAUGAUGGCAGAAAAUUUUCUUUAUUUUCUGAAAGAAAAUAUCAGACCCUUAACUGCAGCGUGAACGUGAACUGUGUGAACAUCAAGUGCCCGCUGCGAGGGCUGGACAGCAAGGCCUCCGUGGUUCUGCGCUCGAGGUUAUGGAACAGCACGUUUCUGGAGGAAUACUCCAAGAUGAACUACUUGGACAUUCUCGUGCGGGCUUCCAUUGAUGUCAUUGCCGCCACCGAGAAUAUCAAGCUGCCCAACGCAGGCACUCAGGUUCGCGUGACUGUGUUUCCCUCAAAGACUGUAGCUCAGCAUUCAGGAGUACCUUGGUGGAUCAUCCUCGUGGCCAUUCUUGCUGGGAUUUUGAUGCUUGGUCUAUUAGUAUUUUUACUGUGGAAGUGUGGAUUCUUUAAACGCUCUAGGUACGAUGAUAGCGUUCCCCGAUACCACGCUGUAAGGAUCCGGAAAGAAGAGCGAGAGAUCCCAGAUGAAAAAUACAAUGAUAACCCUGAAAAAAAACAGUGGAUCACAAAGUGGAAUGAAAAUGAAAGCUACUCCUAGGGAGGCCAGAAAAGCUUCACAGUAUCCAAACUACUUUAUUUUUUCCCCAACCCAGACACUCAGAUGGAUUGAAAAACCUGUUCAAUAUCUGAAUACUGAUUUCAGACAGACUGCACAACAGUACGGGCCUACAGUUUUAACUGUGGACAUUGUUACGUAGCCCAAGGCUCCUGUUUUGCACAGCCAAAUUGUUGGAAUGGAUUUUUCUUUAACUGCCUUAAUUUAACGUUCCGGGUCGCCUUUGUUUUUGACUUACUUGUGCUGGGGAAGGGCCUGCCCGGUUACUCUUACGCGACAUCCUUCCAAAGGUGUAGCUGGAAGAAGGCACCAUGACCCCUGCGCCAGAGUGACCGUCCCAGCCUUGGCACCACCUCUGCCAGCGUUCUUCUCAAAGGAUGGGAGAACAUGCCAGUUAACUGUCCUGCAUCACAACCCUAUGCCAUCAGGGUAACUGUGUUCAAACUAAAGUGCUCCCAUAAAUUAAAUGUGCAAUAGAAGGUAAUGUUGCCAUCCUGCCAUCUUUUUCCAUUUCCUAGAUGUGUGAAUACCUGCUCAUGCCAAAUACACACGGGUUUCAUUUCCCUUUCACUAAAACACACAGGCAUAACAGAUUUGAAUGCUAGUUAUACUUAUUUGUAUAUGGUAUUUAUUUUUCUUUUUUACAAACCAUUUUGUUAUUGACUAACAGGCCAAAGAUUCUCCAGUUUGCCCUUCAGGUUGGAUUAAGCAAUCAGAAUCAGAACAUAAGAGGUCACUGGUUGGACCUCAAUUACUGACUGCCUAAAGAACAUAGUAAGUCUUUAUAAAUAUAGCAGAGAGUUGUUAUACUUUACAGAUAAAGUAUAAGUUUAAGUUAUUAACUGCCUUCAUGACAGCACUCAUCCUCUCCCUCCAAACCCAAAACAUUUAAGAAAUAGAAUUUAACUGUGAGAUGUUUAAUUCUUAAACACAGAAGAUAUUUUUUAGUUUAGAGCCCUGUGUGAUAUUUCUGAUUUUCCUGCUGUAACCAUCAGGAACUCUUGGAAAUAAUGGGAUUGUUUGUUGGACUUUAGUGCAGUUUAGUCACUGCUGAAAAUAUUGUAUAUUCAGGACUUGAAAGAAACGGUGAGUGCUGAUGGUGGACCCAAACCGAUCCAGUGUAAGACUACUGAAUACCUGAUACCCAAAGUCUGAACGUCGUGGCUUUGAAGUUUUAAAAUAUUAUUGGAAUCAUUUAAUCAAUGAGUCCGUGCUCUGUUUUUUACUUUGUUUCCUCCCCUGUCUGUAUCCCCCAAAAUACUUUAACUACUCUGAAAAGAACUUUAAAUUGUUUAACUUUAAAGAUGAAGGGGAGGGAGGAGGAAGUUAUUAUUAUAUACAUUCAAUAGAGAUUGAAUAGCUGGAAAGCUAAAUUUUAAAAAAUUACUGUACUUCAAAAUGUUAAGUUACGGGGGCACAGCAACAAACAGGUGCUAAUUUGUUUGGCUGUGGGUAUAAGUAGCGUCUCAAAGGCUUUUAAAAGAACAAAAUACAGCUAUAUGUGACAUUGAUGCUUUUGCGUUUUUUUUUUUUUUUUUUUUCCAGAAAUCUUAUGCCCUUAAGAUAUUAGUUGUGCUUUGGAAUUUUCAAAACAAAAAUAGUUUUACAAAUGAUAUUUUGUUUACAGAAAUUUCUCUAAAAUAGGUCAUAACAAUGUUUAAAAUCUCAGUUUCUUGCUUAGAUAACUUGGAACCCAGUGCACUGGCUUAUAGGUUGCUGAGAAGCUGAUAUUUUGAAAGUGUUUAUAGACCUUUGUUAUAAAAAUGAAUGUCCUAAAAAGGGGGGCGGGGCGCAAGGGUGGUUCACCAACAAAAGAAACACGAAUGUAGUGGUGUUUAUAGUUGUUAAAAACGUCAUCUCAAGUCAAGUCACUGGUCUGUUUGCAUUUGAUACAUUUUUAUACUAACUAGCAUUGUAAAAUUAUUUCAUGAUUAGAAGAUACCUGUGGAUAUUUGUAUAAAAGUGUGAAAUAAAAAUUUUUUUAUGAAA
This is a messenger RNA of Bubalus bubalis (water buffalo), 5571 nucleotides long. RefSeq names its product integrin subunit alpha 6 (gene ITGA6). The coding region runs from base 172 to 3564 and encodes 1130 amino acids. Gene Ontology annotation, biological process: integrin-mediated signaling pathway; cell-matrix adhesion; cell-cell adhesion. Gene Ontology annotation, cellular component: external side of plasma membrane; integrin complex. Gene Ontology annotation, molecular function: integrin binding. Lineage: Eukaryota; Metazoa; Chordata; Mammalia; Artiodactyla; Bovidae. The transcript is spliced from 26 exons. The record is from RefSeq and is a predicted model, not a curated record.